Messenger RNA from Humulus lupulus (European hop), 1074 nucleotides. Its product is annotated as cytokinin riboside 5'-monophosphate phosphoribohydrolase LOG5-like. Gene Ontology annotation, molecular function: hydrolase activity, hydrolyzing N-glycosyl compounds. The coding region runs from base 193 to 861 and encodes 222 amino acids. NCBI's taxonomy places the organism in Eukaryota, Viridiplantae, Streptophyta, Magnoliopsida, Rosales, Cannabaceae. Gene Ontology annotation, biological process: cytokinin biosynthetic process. Gene Ontology annotation, cellular component: nucleus; cytosol. The record is from RefSeq and is a predicted model, not a curated record. The transcript is spliced from 7 exons.
UCUCUCUCUCCCCCCCUCGCUCAACAGAUAUGAUAUUUUAUUUAAAUAACUAUUGAGAGUCUUCCGUUUGAGUCGUAUAUUCUUUAGGCGUCUGUCUAUAUAUUGGGGCUGUCCUUUCCUACUUAGUACUCCCACAAGUAUAAUUCACUCCCUUGUAGUCUGAAAAAUUGUGGGUUAUAACAAAAUUUAGACAUGGAGGGCAAGCUCUUAAAAUCAAGGUUUAAGUCUGUCUGUGUGUUUUGUGGGAGUAGUGCUGGGAAGAGAGAUUGUUACAGAGAUGCAGCCAUUGAACUGGCCCAAGAGCUGGUAUCAAGAAGGUUGGACCUUGUCUAUGGUGGAGGCAGUAUUGGGCUAAUGGGUUUGGUUUCUCAGGCUGUUCAUCGUGGUGGAGGGAAUGUUCUCGGGAUCAUUCCCAGGACUCUGAUGUGUAAAGAGAUAACAGGCGAGACAGUUGGUGAAGUUAGGCCAGUUGCCGGCAUGCAUCAAAGGAAGGCAGAAAUGGCCCGCCAUUCUGAUUGUUUUAUUGCCUUGCCAGGUGGGUAUGGAACACUAGAGGAGUUGCUUGAAGUGAUCACCUGGGCUCAACUUGGUAUCCAUGACAAGCCAGUGGGUCUGCUCAAUGUGGAUGGCUACUACAACUCUCUCCUCACGUUCAUUGAUAAGGCAGUCGAUGAUGGUUUCAUUAAGCCUUCACAACGCCACAUCAUAGUCUCUGCCCCCAAUGCCAAAGAGCUUGUUCAAAAACUCGAGGAGUACGUGCCCGUGCAUGAUGGAGUCAUAGCCAAGGCAAGGUGGGAUGUUGAACAACAACAGCAGAUAGGUUUCAAGCCCGCUUCAUUGCAGACUGAGAUCGCACUAUGAAAGAUCAAACCUAUAACAAAAACAAAAGAAGUUGGGGAAAAAGGUGGUUUAGGCUGUUUGCUUUUCGUCUAAUAUUUGGGUCAUAUAGAUCAACCAAAUACCAUAAUGGUAUGUGGUUAAAGCACAAUCGUUGACACAUGGCUGAUCUUUAAAUAUGUUAAUAAUAUAUAUAUAUCUACUAUAAAUGAUGGGCCUACUGCUCUUAAAGUUGAA